Striga asiatica is the source of this 1814-nucleotide messenger RNA. The record is from the annotation of a GenBank genome assembly. NCBI's taxonomy places the organism in Eukaryota, Viridiplantae, Streptophyta, Magnoliopsida, Lamiales, Orobanchaceae.
GGAAAAAUGGCGCCGUCCAUAUGAGAGCUCAUUCUCUCUCUGUCUCACAUACGCGCACACAAAACCUCUCUCUAAAGGCGUUGCUUGCACGAUCUCUCUUCUAUUUCUUAAGCUUACGAAUUUAAAAAUCAUAUCAACAAAUGGGUUGCUGAAUAAAGAAUUUAAUUGAUUCAAAAGUAGAGAAGAAGAAAAAAAAAGGGGGUGCUUCAGAAAGGAAGGAAUUUGAUAAAGUUUCGACUUUUAUGGCUGAUGAAAGUGAGGAUUCACUUGUAACUCCCGACAAAGGAGGGAACUCCAUAAACACGAGCAAGAGCGAUUCUUGCAGCUCACCGGCAAAUUCCCCCUCAAAAUCGGAUUCUGCUUUCGAUAAACGAGAAGUUGUCUCACGUUACCUUCGUGCAUCCACUGGAUCUUGUCACGAUUUCUGUAAAUUCGGUAACAAACAUUCGGCUGAAGAGAAGGCAAAAAAGCCCCUCAGAAAAAGGAUUGCAAAAUCUUUACGGGACGAGCCUUUUGUGCAGAUAAUUGUUCCUUCGGGCGAGAAAAAGAAAGAAAAAAUUGUCAAAAGCCACUCAUCUGAUUUAAACCCAACUCAAAACACCAAAUCCUAUUCCUUGAAGCCCAACAAUACAUCAUCCUCGGGUAAGAAGGUUUUAAAAAACGAGCCUUUACUGGAUACUAAAAUCCUCCUCUCUCAUGAUAAAAAGCAGCCAUCCUUCACAAAAACUAAAAAAUCAUCAUGUGCCAAAACUGGUUCUUCCCCAAAUGAAAAUGGCUCGUCAAAAAGUAAGCCCAUUUUCAGAAAGUCCAAAUCUUUAUUUACCAAGAAAAGUCCCUCCCUCGAUCCUCCAGAAUUCGUCAAGAGUGUGUGUUUUCCUUCUGCAAACGAUGAUGACCUAGUUAAGGUUAAACCGGCAUUAUCUUCUUCUGAAAAUUUCGAUCUUAUACGUGAAAAGGGGAUGAUAAAGCAAACCGAAUCUAGCGUGGGAAGAAAAAUGAUAUCUUUCAGAAAAGAAUCUGCAAAGAAAGUAUUGGAACCUUCUGCAGACUCGAAACUUCCCGUCAUAAAGAGGACUUACAGUAAUUCAAGAAAAUCUGGAAAUGCAAAAUCGGUGUCUCGUUCGAAGGACAUAAAUGGUGUGAUGAGAAGAGUUGGUAAUAAUGAGAAGAAGGGCUCUGAGAAAAUCCUGCACGUGAUCGACACGAAAAAUGUGAAUACUGCAACUGAGUCCUCACCAAAUGACAAUUUUUCAUUUUUGUCCUCUCCUGCGGAAGACCAUGAGGAGAAGAGGGAGUUCACUAAUGGUGAAGAAGCAGAUGAAUUUAUCUCCAAGAAAAAUGAGUCCCUUGAGAUUGUGAAGAAGAAUCAUAGUAAGACUCUGAAAAAGUCAAAGUCUUCUGUGUCUGAAGAAUACAAGACUCGAUCUCCCGUGAAGCUGAAAUUCAGAAACGGGAAAAUUUUGGAUGCUCAGUUGAAUAAUAAUAGUAAUGUCCCGAGUAAACUCAGGUUUAGGAAGGCGAGAGUCGUUCGGGAUGAUGAUGAAGGCAAAAGUAGUGAUUUGAGGAGAAAAUUGUUCAAGACUGAUGUUAUUAGUGAUGGGAAGAGCCGUGAGGAGGUUUCAUCUGAAAAGGUUGUCUUAAAAAAGCACCAAGAUGUUCAGGGCAAGAAAGGUCAUCUAGGUUUGUUUAAUAAUGUUAUAGAACAAACUGCAAGUAAGCUUGUUGAGAGUAGGAAAAGUAAGGUUAAAGCCCUUGUGGGAGCUUUCGAAACCGUGAUCUCCCUCCAAGAGAGUAAACCUUCUCCGCAGGCUGUG